GCACUUGAGUCUUCUCCAUGCUGCCUAACCUAUGCCCUUUAGAACCAUUGCCUCUGCCUCGGACGAUAAAUAUGAGGAGUGUAGUUGAGGCUACAAGAAUAGACGUGCAACUGCCCAGAUUAGAUGCAAAUGGUAAUUAUCCUCUUUCACUUCCUCUUGCUACUGAUUGCUUCAGCAGUUGGUCUUGGUCCAGCCUUACCAGAUCAAGAUGUCUGCGAGCCAAAACACUGUAAACACGGCCAGCCACCCGUUCGGUACCCCUUUCGAUUGAAAGGCCGCCAACCGGACCACUGCGGCUCAUCUGGGUUUGACCUGUCCUGCAACAACAAGAACCAAACGGUGCUGGAGCUGCCCCGUUCGGUCCAGUUAUUGGUGAAGCGUAUAGAUUAUGUACACCAGAGGAUUCAGGUGUAUGAUCAAGAUGGAUGUGUCCAAAAGCAGCUUCAAAAUCUCAUUUUAUCUGCAUCUCCUUUCAUGUACAGCUCAGAUUCCCACUAUUACAGCGAGGGCAACUUCACUUUGUUUAAUUGUUCAAUUGAAGAUCAAUCCGAAUAUUAUGAUGCUUACAGUAGCAUCCCUUGCUUAAGUGGGUCUGGCUUCUAUGUUAAAAUCGAGGAUUCUGAUUCUGGAAACGACGACCUGUUGAGUUGCACGAAGGCUGUAGAUAUCUCUGAAGUUCCUCGAGCGAUGAUGUACAACAGGGAAAACAAAUUUGACUUUAAUUGGACCAAACCGCCGUGUGGGUUUUUAUGUGAAGUAAAAGGCCAAGGAUGUCGACCCAAUACUUCUAACACAUCGGGCAUAGAGUGCUAUUCCAUCCACAGGGAAGACAAAGGUGCAAGAAUGAAGCUAAUCAUUUCAGUUGCAGGUUUAGCCGUAGGAUCACUUCUCCUUUUAUUGAGUGUCAUUGGACUCUGUUGGUUGCACCACUUGAAUAAAAAAGAGAAAGAGGGUCAACGCAAGAUCGAACAGUUUUUGGAGGAUUACAAAGCUCUUAAGCCCUCAAGAUAUUCCUAUGCUGACAUUAAGAGGAUAACAAACCAGUUCAAGGAAAAACUUGGACAGGGUGGUUAUGGUACUGUGUUCAAAGGAACACUUUCCAAUGAUGUUUCAGUGGCUGUUAAGGUUCUCAAUAACUUCAAGGGAAAUGGUGAAGAGUUUGUUAACGAAGUUGGUUCAAUGGGAAGAAUCCACCAUGUCAAUGUUACUCGCUUAGUUGGUUUUUGUGCUGAUGGGUAUAACCGAGCCCUUGUUUAUGAGUACUUGCCAAAUGAGUCCUUAGAGAAAUUCAUAUUUGCAGCCAAGGGUGAGAAUCGUUGCCUUUGUUGGGAGAAGCUUCAUGAAAUUGCUUUAGGCAUAGCCAAAGGUAUUGAGUACCUUCACCAAGGUUGCGAGCAACGGAUCCUCCAUUUUGACAUCAAACCUCACAAUAUUUUACUGGAUCAGAACUUCACUCCUAAGAUCUCUGAUUUUGGUUUGGCUAAGUUAUGUUCCAAAGAGCAAAGUGCUGUUUCAAUGACAGCAGCAAGAGGAACCAUGGGCUAUAUUGCACCUGAAGUAUUGUCUAGGAACUUUGGAAAUGUCUCAUACAAAUCAGACGUUUACAGUUUUGGAAUGCUCUUGCUUGAAAUGGUUGGAGGGAGAAAGAAUAUUGAUGUGACAGUGGCCAAUGAAAGCCAAGUGUACUUCCCGGAGUGGGUUUAUAAUCGUUUAGACAAAGGAGAAGAAUUAGGAAUUGAUAUCGAAGAUGAAGGGCAUCACAAGAUAGCAAAGAAACUUACAAUUGUUGGACUUCGGUGCAUUCAGUGGUAUCCAGUUGAUCGUCCUUCAAUGAAAUCUGUGGUUCAAAUGUUGGAAGGAGAAGCAGAGAGUCUGACAAUGCCACCAAAUCCUUUUGCCUCUGAAGAUGACAAGAAGCCUAAGAAGCCCAUUAACAGAGAGCUAGCAGCUAUUUCUGAAUAGGAGAAAAAGCGAUUUGCAGACUGCAGCCUUAAAAUUAAAAUGAGUAUUAAGCUAUUCCCCAAGAAAAAAAUGGAAACUUUUAGUGUUUUGUAUUAAGAAAAAACAAAUGUUUCAUCAAUAUGUAGGCCAUUUUAAAAUCUUU
Molecule: messenger RNA, 2104 nt
Organism: Theobroma umbraticum
Lineage: Eukaryota; Viridiplantae; Streptophyta; Magnoliopsida; Malvales; Malvaceae
Product: rust resistance kinase Lr10-like
Biological process (GO): protein phosphorylation
Molecular function (GO): polysaccharide binding; protein kinase activity; ATP binding
Source: RefSeq, a predicted model, not a curated record